UGGCGGCAUGUUUUCUGGCUUGAUGUUUUCGUCGUCUGUACACGCCUUUGUUCUCGUAUGCAAGGGUCACUUUUUCACCUUAAAUCUAAGGUGGUAACUUGUAUUUAUUGUGAGCUUUCCAGCGCUCAAUACUGUCACGAUGGAGGAAAUAGUAGGCAAAGUAGGAAAUGUUGUCUUCGAGCUCGAGAUGGCCCUGGAGCAACAACUCGGCGCGCUGCCACUGCCGUUCCCUGGUAUGGACAAGUCCGGAGCAGCCGUGUGCUGUUUUUACGUGCAGGGAAACUGUAGCAAAGCAUCUGCAUGCCCUUUUAGGCAUGUUAAGGGUGACCGAACAGUGGUCUGUAAGCACUGGCUGCGAGGCCUUUGCAAGAAAGGUGAUCAAUGCGAGUUUCUCCACGAGUUCGACAUGACGAAAAUGCCAGAGUGUUACUUCUAUUCGCGUUUCAACGCGUGCAGUAACAAAGAGUGUCCAUUUCUACAUAUAGAUCCCGAAGCAAAAAUCAAAGAUUGUCCUUGGUAUGACCGAGGCUUUUGUCGGCACGGCCCGAACUGUCGCCACCGACACACACGACGCGUCAUGUGCAUAAACUACCUUUGCGGAUUUUGUCCCGAUGGACCUGAGUGCAAAUUUAUGCAUCCGAAGUUUGACUUACCCAUUCAGGACCCAGCACAGCAAGCGAAGAAGGCCAACAUUGUAUGCCAUUAUUGCGGUGAGGCAGGACACAAAGCAAUAUCCUGCCACAAAAUGCCGGCUGAACUGCGAGAAGAGCAGCAGCACUCCCGUAUGCAGUUCCACAACCACUAUGGUGGAAUGCACCGACGUGAUCACGAAGACGGCGGGGGCCCAAACGCUGGAGGACAACGAGGCUUCAGACCACUGGACCAAGUCACUUGCUACAAGUGUGGGGAGAAAGGACAUUAUGCCAACAAGUGCCCAAAGGGACAUUUAGCUUUCCUUAGCAGUGCACUUCAAAACACACCGAACGUGUAGGCCUGUUAGUGUGCAUCACUGCAAAGAAGAUGCACACAUCAAAUGCAGUAUUUUUCACUGCAUCUGAUGUUCAGUUUCCAUUUUGCUGUAAACCUCUCUGUCAAGUCCUCACAUUUGAAUGAUCACACUUGACUACAGAGACCAGGGAGAGAGUUGUGUGUUCUCAUCACAAACAUAUUAUCAGUCAUUGUGUAUGCAAGUGUAAAAUUUGGCAUGCCCUAGACCGAAUUUCACUAGACAUGUUCCUGUGAUGGUCAAAGUCAAAACUUGAUUGUAGAGGUGGUACAGCACCAAGGAACUCUAACCAGUGGAGUUAGGCACACAGACAAACUUGCCUGCUUGUUGUGUAUGCGUGUUCAACUCAGCUGGUUGAUUGUCCUUUGCGGCAUAAUGUUAACAGCUUCCUGUCUGUGUACAUUGUGUGCAUGAUGUUUUACUGAUCCAUAGUGCAUUGCACUACUAGGCCAGUUUUCAGUCCUCUUUCUCGUGGGUACCAUUUUUUUAUUGUUAUUAUUUUCUUAAUAGGUAUACUGGAAUUAAGUGCCACACCACUGUUGUAAAUGCUUGAUUUUGUGAGUGAGAUGCUGCGGUUAGACCUAUAGGCACUCCAAGAUUGCCAUGCUUGUCUGGAACUGGGCAUGCAAUGUCCGUGGUGUGAAUUGUCACUUUAAAGUGUAUUGCCAGAAGGGCUGAACACAGAAGUGGACAAGACCAGGGUGUUGUUGCACCUUGUACAUAACAAAAUAUUUUUGUUUUCUUGCUUGGUACUUGAGGAAAGUUGUACAGAAAGCUUUCCCAAGUUUUACUCGUUGCCAUUUGUGUUUAAUACACACACACAAGGUUCUUGUGCUUCCGGCAGAUACUUUGUUUACAUUUAUUUCUAUUUACUUUAUCAUGUGGAGAUCGUGCUCUUGCAGUGUAAUAGCUAUGAAUAGCUGGAAAUAGUGUUCUUGAAACUUACCUGAAUUCCAGUAGACACUCAUGAGUUAUACCCAGUCAUAUGUAUGUUUUCAGUGGACAUUUAGCCAAUGAACACUGAAGCCUAUUGGAAUUCACCACUGCCGCAUGCUAAUUCUCAAUAGUGAUAAUAGAGUUGUGGGUCAUUGAGUUGAAAACUUACAAAUGAUCAUUCAGAGCAGCUUCUUGUGUUUGUUAAAUGUUCAAAAGAAGUAGCAUUUCGAAGUUGUAAAUAUGAAAUAAUAUUGAAUUGUGUAGUAAAAGAUUGACCAUGGCACAAUUUUUCACAAUUCUUGCUGUCUAGUUGAAAUGACAGCUGUGCAGAUUGUCAGAUAUAAACAAAAAACCUCCACUUUACUUUUCUCUAUGGUUUUUUGUUCAUACGCUGGUGUUUGCAUUUUUCUUUUUUCUUUAUAAUGUAAAUGAAUGAUCUUUCAGGAUGGUCCAGUGCCUAAGUGGGGUAGAACUGAUCAUCACUAGUGUGCAUCACUAAUGGUCACUUAUAGUAGCCUGGCAGGCCAGCCUCUGUGACUGAGUACUCCAAAGGAAGUAGCGUGUUGUAUGCACUGCCUACGGUAUACAACCAUUUAUUCAGAGUAUGCACUUCCACAGCUUUGUGCUGAUGCCAGGCCAAGCAGGGUCUGGAUACUUCCCACAGUAAGUGUUGGAGGUUAACACAUCGGUUUGUGGGGCAUUACACAUGCAUGGCACACGCAACAUUGUCAUUUGUCCCUGUUUGUGAGAGUGUUAAGCCACGCAUGUGAAUGCGUGCCUGUUGCCUUCACCUUGUGAGUGCAUUUGUGAUGUCUCUGCCACGAGAUUGUACAUGAGGAUUUGUGCUUUGCACUGUAGACCCAAGAGGCAAGAGGAGGUUUUUUGGCAGUAAGUUAGAGCAUCCUGUGCUUUCUUUUUUUUUUUUUUUUUUUGCUGUUGGGCUAGUUUGUAAACAGCGUUAAAAACUAAAACGGUGCAAAGAACAGGACAAGAGAGACAGACGCUGUCUCAUUGUUUCUGUCUUUCUUGUCCAGUUUUUUUUUUUUUUUUUUGCUGUGUUUUCAUUCUUGAUAGCAUUGAUGGCACCUGUGGUCCGUGUCAGGUUGAUAGUGCAGUGGCGAAUGUCCCUCAAUGUUCACUCAUACCGGCAAAUCAACUCAUCUGAUUCUUGCAAUCAUUUCACUCCUUGUAGUCCACGGCCCGCGUCUAUGCCUUAUUCAGGCACUGCCUUGUCAUGAACCUUCUCAUCCUUGUGGGCGAGGUGGACCUCUUUGCCUGUUAGGUGACAGCGAUGUCCAUGGCAAUGAAGAGGCAUUAACUUCACCACUUGGCCUUCUGUGGUGAAUGUAGUUUAUUGCUGAGGAGGUCGGGAGAAUUCCUCUCCUAAUCCCUUUCAGAAAAAGACCCCUGUGUUACAGAGUACGUUUUUGUGCUGUGAGCCAUCUGCUUCCUCCCUGCACUUUCAACACUGGCUGCCAGUGUGUGUAGUGUGUGACUGCAACGUGUUCGUUGUUGGCGAGCUACUAUUUGGGUGGCACCUGUGCAGUUCAUAAGGGAACUAUUUUCAGUAGAAAUGGUGAAUAUAAACUUUUUUGAAUAGGAAUCGAAUGCGAAUAGUAAGUACUGAAUUUUAAAUAGUCAACUGCAGGCACAUAUGUUCACAGCAGGAAUAUUCAUUUCGGUGUAGUUAGGUACCAUACCUGUACCGACUAGUGCAAAAAAGACAGCCUUACUAUCAGGGACAAAGAAUCAGUUUUAAAGACAAGAUAACAAUUGAUCAUUAAAGAAGCUACAUGAGUAGCCUCUCAACUUUAGAGCCUGGUUGCAAACAAACUUUGAAAGAAAGAAUGGCUACUGUACGACUAGUUUGCCAAAAAUGCAAUAUAAAUGGUUACCAAAAAAAAAGAUCAGAAGUUGUAGAAAAAGAAAAAAAAAAAAGCGCUGCUGAAGGACGUGUGUGCCGUAGAAAAAGCGCUUGUAAGAAAAGCAAUAGAGGUUGUAGCGUAAUAGUUAAAAACUGCUACAUGCCUAGACUGCGAAAAACACUAAUGACAGACUACAAGCAACAGUCGCAGGUUGUAUAGGCUUCCGCUGUGAAACCAAAACGAAGGGUGCAGUAGCCAUUUUGUAUCUGCAUUGCUUCGAAACCAUUUGUUGUCUAAAUUCUGAUGAUUUGUGAUACUUUUGUUUUAUGGAUGCAGAACAGUAACCAGACUAACAUUCAGUUGUUGCGAAACGUUUAGUUCGUUUUACUAUUCAAAAUUAUCAUAGUUCUUUUUUUGGCCUUUUUUUUUCGAAUAGUUAGUUUGUGGUAUUCGAUUCAUGUUCAAAAUUUCAAAUAUUCGCCCAUCCUUAUUUUUCAGGGAGCACAGAGGGAGGAAAAGGAGGCAUGGCAUGCUUGUGGGAAGGGCCUCUCCUAUUUUCUCACUGACUAUAGCUUCUUGCAGGGCAUUUUUGUGCACUUGUGUGUGGUCCAGUAAGUAAGGCAUCAUGGGUGCUAGACUGGAACAAGCAUAGUCUCAAAAUUGCACUCACUGUACCAUGGGCAACACCAUUUCCUGUGUUUUGCAGUUGAUGUUUCAUUUAAAGUGUUUCAUGUCAAAUAAUUAUGGUCAGUCAGAAGGAAUGCAAGUUUCUCUGUUGCCAAUGAAAUUCACCCUGUGGCAGCGGCAUUUAUGAAUAGCCAUUGGACAUUUAAUAACUGUUGGCUUCAAUGGGCAUUAAGUUUGACGAUGUGGCAGCAGUAUAGGAUUGUACAUUAAUUCAAUUUCUCGCCUUCCAAAGUACUUCUUUUCUUUCUUAAAUUUUUAUGUACAGUCAGCAGCAAAUGGUGCAAUUCCCAAACAAAUAUAGAAGUGUUUUGACAAACCAAUUUUUUGCAUGUCAGUCACAGGUGCUGUGAUUUUUUCCCAGUAAAGAUUGACAUAUUGCAUGAUGCAAUUUUUAUCAACCACAUUCUAUGUCGCAUACCUCAAGCACAUUGUUCCAGUUUUAGUUGUGCUGUUUGGUUUUCAUUUGCUGUUGAUUGUACAUUUUAACGCAUGAGAUUGUUUAGCUAAAUUCUUGUGGUAUGUUUGUUCAACCAAAUAUAUGUCUAGGCACGUGUGGUCAGUGCAUAAAAAUAUGAGGUGGAUGCUCAGCCUAUGUGAUGUGGGCAAAUGGGGGUUAAAUUGAUGUGACACAUUUUGCUGGAAAUUGGAAAUGACAUGAAUAAAGGAAUCGGUUAGCUCGGUGCUUUUAUAAA
This is a messenger RNA of Dermacentor silvarum, 5186 nucleotides long. Its product is annotated as cleavage and polyadenylation specificity factor subunit 4-like. The transcript has a single exon. NCBI's taxonomy places the organism in Eukaryota, Metazoa, Arthropoda, Arachnida, Ixodida, Ixodidae. Gene Ontology annotation, molecular function: zinc ion binding; RNA binding. The record is from RefSeq and is a predicted model, not a curated record. Bases 140 to 991 code for a protein of 283 amino acids.